AUGCAAUUCAAAGAGGCCAAGUUUAACGCAGAGUUGGAGCUAGCAAGAGAAAAGUUAGCACAGAAGGAGAAAGAGAAUCAGGAGAUUUGUGAGAAACUGAUGCAGCUGCAAAGUUUGAACCUCAGUCUGGAGAAAGAUCUGGAACAAGCCAACAAGAACUCAUGCAAACAUGAGUCUGAACGUCAGGAGGCUUGUGAGAAAUUGAUGGAACAAAAACUGUUAGAGACGAAAGCGUUCGACGAUCACCUCGAGGAGUUGAGCGUUUACAAGGACGGUUUCAAACAACAGGUGGAAGCUCGCAGACGUUUGGAGCAACAAGUAAGCGAGGCCGCCCCCCAGAAGAAGCCGUCUAUGUGUGAAACGCAGACGCAAACGGUGGCCAGUGCGGAGAUGCUAACAAAUCUAAAAGCCGUGAAGGUUGAGACCUCUACCUCCAAUGUACCAACGCAGAAUCUGGAUCAAACAACAAGGGCCUUGUUUGAGAAACCACAGACGAGUGCAGAUGAGUCCAGACCUCAGCGUUGGAAGGAUGACUGCACAGAGCUCAAGAAAAAUGUGAAAAAGCUAACAGAAUUAUUUGAAAGUAAACUUGAGCAGGACACGCAGAAGCAGGGGCCCGAGCUGCAGAGGAACCGCGUCAAGGGGAAGAGCGUUUCGGCGCUGAUGAAAAAGUUUGAGUUUUAA
Messenger RNA from Knipowitschia caucasica, 684 nucleotides. Lineage: Eukaryota; Metazoa; Chordata; Actinopteri; Gobiiformes; Gobiidae. The record is from the annotation of a GenBank genome assembly.